CCCCCCCUCUCGCGCUGGUGGGUGGGAGGCGCCGGCCGAGGCGAUAAAAGGGCGGGCGGGCGCGCGCGGCGCGCAGUGCGGGCGCCACGUGGAGCGGACGCGGAGCGCGCGGCACCGCCAUGGCCUCCAACGAUUACAGCCAGACGGCGACACAAAGUUACGGCGCCUACCCCGCCCCCCCCAGCCAGAGCUACUCGCAGGGAGGGGGGCAGAGCUACUCCCAGCAGAGCUACGGGGGCUACGGGCAGAGCUCGGACUCGGGCUACGGCCAGGGGGGGUACAGCUCCUCCUACGGGCAGAGCCAGAGCGGUUACUCGGCGCCGGCGGCUCCUCCCUCCUACGGCUCCGGCGGCUUCGGCUCCGGGCAGAGCUCCCAGGGCAGCUACGGCCAGACCUCCUCCUACCCUGGCUACUCACAGCCCCCUGCAGCUGCCUCGGCCUCCGGGAGUUACGGCAGCGGCUCCGGCAGCUCCAGCUACGGGCAGGCCCCGAGCGGGGGCUACAACCAACAGCAGAGCGGGGGCUACAACCAGCAGAGCUAUGGGCAACAGUCGUCCUACAACCCGCCCCCGAGCUACAGCCAGCAGGGCCAGUACAGCUCCGGGGGAUCCAGCAGCUACGGGCAGGAGGGCGGCUCGCUGAGCUCGGGCGGGUACCAGGAGCCCGGCGGGGGCUACGGCUCCUCGGCGUGGGGGAAAAUGGGGACAAAAUGA
This is a messenger RNA of Passer montanus (Eurasian tree sparrow), 713 nucleotides long. RefSeq names its product RNA-binding protein FUS-like. The record is from RefSeq and is a predicted model, not a curated record. Bases 120 to 713 code for a protein of 197 amino acids. The transcript has 6 exons. Lineage: Eukaryota; Metazoa; Chordata; Aves; Passeriformes; Passeridae.